This is a messenger RNA of Arabis nemorensis, 339 nucleotides long. Lineage: Eukaryota; Viridiplantae; Streptophyta; Magnoliopsida; Brassicales; Brassicaceae. The record is from the annotation of a GenBank genome assembly.
AUGGAUCUGGUCGUGGAAGAUACACGUCUGUCUCUCGUGGAAAAAGAAAGGGCUCUGGUGGCUCUGGUGGUUCACGGACCGUCACUGGUCGUGGAGGAGGAACCGCCAGAAGUGCUGGAUGAGGAGCCGCCAAUUUUCGUGGAAGAGGAAUCGUCGGAGUUCCAAGAUCCACUGAUGAAGGCAGUGUUGCCUCCAAACUCCGAGCCGCUUCACCUGUCGACAGUGGAGGUGGGUCCAAAUGGAAAACCAUCCUCUGUGAAGGCGGUGGUGGCACUGGAGCCGAUGCCGGUGGUUCUACAUUCACCGGCGGUGUACAUGAAUCGUCAGAAAGACCUGUGA